CCCCGGGCGAGCGGCUCCGGCUUCAUCCGGCGGCCGGGGCCGCGGGAGACAUGAGGCGGCUGGCGCGGGUGGUGUUGCUGUGCCUGGGCUGCGGUUUGUGCUCGCUCCUGUACACCUUCAGCCAACUGGCUCUGUCGCUAGAACAGGAGGCGCCCUGGCGCCGGGGGGACUCCGCCUUUCCAGUCCGGAGGCAGCUGGGCGACGACGACACGCGCUUGGAAGCUGUGGCGGGAAGCGUAGGCCGCGACGAGAGACAGCGGCCGUCGGGUCCGGAGAGGUGUAAGAAUAUUUCUGUAUCUUACUGGAAUUCCUACUGGAUGCUGCCUUCUGAUGUUUGUGGAAGGAACUGCUUUUGGGAAACUGCCCAUAGAUAUGAUUUUCCAAGGCCUCAGCUUUCUGAAAGAAUGCAUUUGGCGGUGGUAGCCUGUGGUGAAAGAUUGGAGGAAACCGUUACUAUGUUGAAAUCAGCUCUUAUUUUCAGCAUCAGAAGUCUUCAGUUUCAUAUUUUUGCUGAGGAAUCAUUACAGAGUGACUUCAGAGAAAUACUUGACAAUUUGGCACAUAAUGAAAAUUUUAAUUAUACUCUGUACCCUAUCUCAUUUCCAACUGAGAACGCAGGAGAAUGGAAGAAAUUGUUCAAGCCCUGUGCUUCUCAAAGACUUUUUCUACCAUUAAUCCUCAGUAAUGUGGACUCUCUACUAUAUGUUGACACAGACAUCUUGUUCUUAAGACCAGUUGAUGAUAUCUGGUCUUUCCUGAAAAAAUUCAACUCUACUCAGAUUGCUGCUAUGGCACCAGAGCAUGAAGAGCCUCGUAUUGGGUGGUAUAAUCGCUUUGCUAGGCACCCAUAUUAUGGAAAAACUGGAAUCAACUCUGGAGUAAUGUUAAUGAACAUGACCCGCAUUAGAAGAAAAUAUUUCAAGAAUGAUAUGACAUCCGUACGAUUACAUUGGGAAGAAAUUCUCAUGCCACUGCUGAAAAAAUACAAGUUGAAUAUAACAUGGGGUGAUCAGGAUCUUUUGAAUAUUAUGUUUUUUCAUAAUCCUGAAAGCCUUUUUGUUUUUCCUUGUCAAUGGAACUAUCGGCCCGACCAUUGUAUUUAUGGGAGCAAUUGCAAGGAGGCAGAAAAGGAAGGAAUAUUCAUUCUUCAUGGAAAUAGAGGAGUUUACCAUGAUGAUAAGCAGCCAACAUUUCGUGCUGUUUAUUAUGCAAUUAAAAAUUAUUCGUUUGAAGACGACCUUCUCCAUGCAUUGCUUCUACCUCUUGAAGAGGAAUUACAAAAGACACAACAUACCUAUUGUGGAAGAAUAUACAAAGUGUUCCUAAAACAACUCACAAAAAGUAUAAGGGACCUUAGUAACAGAAGAACUAAGGAAAGGUGAUCAUUGCAAGUUCUGUUGUCCAGACUUUUGUACUGAACAGACCAAUGUCGGAAAAUAUUUGAUACCUGAAGGUUGUUCCUACAGAAAUGGUGUGCUCUAAUAUGUUGUUAUUUGAAGUUUGCAUUAUCUCCCAUUGAGGACAAAAUGAAGAUAGUGAGCAUGUUAGGUAUCUACAAGUUGAAGGUUGAAAAUAAUGAUGAAGCAUAGCUUGUGAAACCACAUGUAUCAUACAUCAGUGGUCCCCAACCUUUCCACCUUGGCAGCCUGGCCCAGCAUGGAGAAGUCAUGUGAUCAGCAGGCACAUGCACGCACGUGGACACAGCUGUGUUGGUGUGGGCACAUUCCCUCCACCCGCACAAAUGGAGCUCUGCAUGCAACCGGAGGGUGCUUCAGUGAAGGGUGUUUCUGUUCGCGCGCAAAGCUCCACUCACAUGAGUGGGGGGCACUUGUGCUUGCAUACAAAACUCCACUUGCACAAGUAGAG
Molecule: messenger RNA, 1866 nt
Organism: Pseudonaja textilis
Lineage: Eukaryota; Metazoa; Chordata; Lepidosauria; Squamata; Elapidae
Gene: GXYLT1
Product: glucoside xylosyltransferase 1
Biological process (GO): protein O-linked glycosylation via N-acetylgalactosamine
Molecular function (GO): UDP-xylosyltransferase activity
Source: RefSeq, a predicted model, not a curated record